This is a messenger RNA of Oldenlandia corymbosa var. corymbosa, 2605 nucleotides long. NCBI's taxonomy places the organism in Eukaryota, Viridiplantae, Streptophyta, Magnoliopsida, Gentianales, Rubiaceae. The record is from the annotation of a GenBank genome assembly.
AAUCGGUUGAUUCUUCUUCUCCAUUCUUUCCACGCCAGGAAACACACAGCCGCCAUCGACUUUUUUGCAUCAAAAAAAUUUGGAGAUUCCUCAUACUAAAAACACGCCCCUAUCAUUUCUUUCCAAUCCAGCAAUUGUGGGGACUAUUUUCUGAACGCGAACUCCAUAGAAACACACCCAUUUAAACGACAAAAGUUUUUCUUUUGCAGCUCUGCUGAGCCUGUCUGAAUGGCGUCUACUGCCAUUACCUCACCCCCAACACGAUUGAUUCAUAAGAAAGAUGUUGGUCUUUCAGCCUUUUCUUCACGGGGCUCAUUUUCUAUUAGAAAUUCCCCCAAAAGGGUCCCUCAGAAGAUUGUUUCUGUGAUGGCACCUCAACAAUCUGAACGCAAACCUGCCACCACAGGCUCGGUCAAGACUGGAAUGACUAUGACUGAGAAGAUAUUGGCAAAAGCCUCUGAGAAACCUCAGUUGACCCCCGGUGACAAUGUGUGGGUUAAUGUUGAUGUUUUAAUGACUCACGAUGUUUGUGGGCCUGGUGCUAUUGGUAUUUUCAAGAGAGAGUUUGGGGAAGAUGCUAAGGUCUGGGACCGUGAGAAGGUUGUCAUCAUACCUGACCACUACAUAUUUACAACAGAUGAACGGGCGAACCGUAAUGUGGAUAUCUUGAGGGAUUUCUGCAAUGAGCAAAAUAUUAAGUACUUCUAUGAUAUUAAAGAUCUUGGCAACUUUAAGGCUAAUCCUGAUUACAAAGGUGUAUGCCAUGUUGCUUUAGCGCAAGAGGGACACUGCAGACCAGGAGAGGUUCUGCUUGGUACAGAUUCCCACACCUGCACUGCUGGGGCAUUUGGGCAGUUUGCUACUGGAAUUGGUAAUACUGAUGCUGGCUUUGUUUUAGGCACUGGAAAGCUUUUGCUGAAGGUGCCGCCUACUUUGAGGUUUGUCAUGGAUGGUGAAAUGCCUGAUUAUUUGCUGGCUAAGGAUCUAAUUUUGCAAAUUAUUGGUGAGAUAUCUGUGGCUGGUGCUACAUAUAAAUCAAUGGAGUUUGUUGGUACUACUGUUGAAAGUUUGACUAUGGAAGAAAGAAUGACACUCUGCAACAUGGUUGUUGAAGCCGGAGGCAAAAAUGGUGUGGUUCCAGCAGACAGCACAACUUACAAGUAUCUUGAGGAUAAGACGUCCGUGCCUUUUGAGCCUGUUUACAGUGAUGGACAAGCAAGAUUUCUGUCGGAGUAUAGAUUCGACAUCUCAAAGCUGGAACCUCUGGUUGCUAAGCCUCAUUCUCCUGAUAAUCGCGCUUUGGCAAGAGAAUGUAAAGAUGUGAAGAUUGACAGAGUGUACAUUGGAUCUUGUACUGGUGGGAAAACCGAGGAUUUUAUGGCUGCAGCCAAAGUUUUUCUUGCUUCAGGAAAGAAGGUCAAGGUUCCAACAUUCUUGGUCCCUGCUACCCAAAAGGUUUGGAUGGAUGUAUAUGCACUCCCAGUCCCUGGAUCCGGUGGGAAAACUUGUGCUCAGAUAUUUGAGGAAGCUGGUUGUGAUACACCUGCAAGUCCUAGUUGUGGUGCUUGUUUGGGAGGUCCCAGAGACACCUAUGCACGCAUGAAUGAGCCACAGGUGUGUAUUGUUGAUAGAUCUUUGAUUGAAAAGUGGAAUGAAUGCAUUGUGCUAUGGAUAAUUAUAAGUAUUAUGGAUAGAGAUAUACGUGCAAAGUCACAUGUUUCCACGUUUACCUGUCUGAGAACAGAGAUUUUUUUUAAUGAACUUGCAUCCUGGGUUGAGAUCAGACAAGCAUGUGUUCUGUUACCUACGUGUAGUUUUCGGUUUGUCGUUGACUCUGGCUAAGAACAUUAGUCGGAUAGGACACUUGGUACUAAUAUCAUUGGCCUUCUGAUUUAAGAUUCAACUAUUUAGUUGAUCUGUUCAGCCAAUCAUGAUUUGACAGUCCCGAGGAAUUGACUCUGUUAUACAUCUUGUUCCGGUCAGUUUGCAGAAAAAGAAGCAGUCAUUAAGUUUGAAUCAUCAGUCUUUUUCUUAUAAUCUUAAAAUUGUGCCAAUUGUAGGUUUGUGUAUCUACGACAAAUAGAAACUUCCCUGGACGAAUGGGUCAUAAGGAGGGCCAGAUAUAUUUAGCUUCUCCAUACACUGCUGCAGCUUCAGCUUUAACUGGAUAUGUAACCGAUCCUCGAGAGUUUUUGCGGUAAGUUGUAAGCUGUUUGGAAAUGACCCGAAACCGCAAUCCUUUGAGUGCUUUCCCUAACGAGUGUUGUCUGAAAAGAAGUUGAGGGAAGAGUUUUUGUUUGGGGCUCCUCUUUCUUGUAAUAUCAUGUUUGUGUCAUAAUAAUACAGUUAGGUGUAAUGUAAUCUGAGUUGUCUACCAGUUCCUACAAUGUAGCUUUUCCUCUUUUUCCUGAAAUUCAAUUCUUGUCAAAUUCCAAGGAAUUAGCAACUGUUGCUAAAAUAGCUAUUCAUGCCAUCACUAUUACCUUCGUAAACUAUAAAUCUAAACCAUUUUUAGAAGACCACAUAAAAUGUAAUGUUACACAGUGAUAAACUAUAAAUCUGAACUAUUUUAAAUUGACGGAAGAGUUAAAUAAACUACACUUGC